Molecule: messenger RNA, 3693 nt
Organism: Trichoplusia ni (cabbage looper)
Lineage: Eukaryota; Metazoa; Arthropoda; Insecta; Lepidoptera; Noctuidae
Gene: Nup62
Product: nuclear pore glycoprotein p62-like
Exons: 14
Coding region: 148-2460 (770 amino acids)
Biological process (GO): protein import into nucleus; RNA export from nucleus
Cellular component (GO): nuclear pore central transport channel; nuclear pore
Molecular function (GO): phospholipid binding; structural constituent of nuclear pore
Source: RefSeq, a predicted model, not a curated record
AAGAUUAAUGGCGGGCCGCGUUUGUUGACUUUUAUUUGUUGUUGUCACGGAAAACCGAAGCUUAUUUAUAAAUAAUAUCGUAAAUAGAUAUAUUUUAUACGUGAAGAAUACCUGUUAAGUUUUUACGAGGCCUUACACGUUUAAAACAUGAGUUUCAGCUUCGGUUCGGCUACCACAACAGCGAGCAGUACUUUCGGCACUGCAACUCCAUCGACUGGGUUCGCCUUUGGUAGCGGUGAUACUGCCAAACCUGGUGGCCUCUUUGGUGCUAGUAAUGCAGAAGCCAAACCAGCAUUUAAUUUCACGAGUCCUUCUGGCGGAGGUUUUGCAUUUGGUGCUGCUAAAACCACAGCUCCUACAUCGACUUUGUUUUCUAGUCCAACUACUACCAAUGCUGCGCCAGCGUUCGGAGCGAGUAAGCCAAUGGGCUUCGGAGGAUUCGCUUCUCCACCGAACCAGACCAUCGGCAGUCCUAGUUUCGGUCAACCGGCAGCACAGGCAUCACCACAGAACUUGUCGUUUGGACAAACACAACCACAGCAGCAGCAACAACCGCCUCCGGCAUUCGGUUCACCCUCACAAGCUCCAGCGUUUGGUUCCUCACCGAGCACUGGUUUCGGCUUCAACAAGCCAGCUACAACAACAUCCGGUUUUGGGUUCGCCACGCCCACAUCUGGUUUCUCGGCGCCUGCCGCUAGCACUGCCAUAACAUCGACAGCACAGCAGCCACAGACGACGCAGUCAUUCCUGUCGUCCCCGCAGACGGGCUCGGGCAUGGGCUUCAGCCAGUCCGCUUUCGGCGCUAAGCCUGGCUCUGCCUUCAGCUUCGGCGGAGGGACUGCCUUACGAGCACCCGCGCCUGGCGCUGCUACAACCCUCGCAACUGGUUUCGGCCUACCCAGCCAGCAGCCGCAAGCGACUCAAUCCGGCCUCAGUUUCGGCACAACAACAUCUACAACACAGCAACAGACGCCCGCACCCAGGCUGGGAUCAGGACUAAGCUUUGGUACUCAACCGGCUGCGACACCGGCCUUCGGGACAGGGACAACGACCACAGGCUUCCAAUCACAACCGCAAACUGGACUUAGUUUCGGUGGACCUGUUACCAGUACGCCGGCUAUGUCUGCAGCUCAGCCUACAUCCGGAACCGGCCUAAGUUUCGGAACAACCCCAGCUAGCCAGCCACAGACAGGACUCAGUUUCGGGGCCCCAUCAUCAACAGCGCAGCCGUCCACAGGCCUUAGUUUCGGCGCCUCUGCCGCAACAAGCCAACCCUCCGGUCUCAGUUUCGGCGCUCCUGUAUCCGCAGCUACCUCACUUAUCGGCGCUACGACUAGCCAACCAUCCACAGGAUUAAGUUUCGGCACACCAGCAACCACAGGCUUAAGUUUUGGAGCAACGACAACCACAUCCACCGGGCUUAGUUUUGGAGCAACAACUUCAGCCUCAACUGGCCUCAGUUUCGGUGCUCCUACUUCAUCAACUGCUACUGUCCAACCUGUAUCAGGCUUUGCUGCAACAACAUCAGCGGCCGCAACUUCUGGUAUUAGCUUUGGUACAACAUCGACGCCAGCUACUGGCCUUUCAACUGCUCCUACAACCGGGCUUAGUUUUGGCACAAGUACAGCCUCUUCACAAGGAACGGGGCUUACUUUUGGCAGUACGUCGACGUCGGCAACUUCAGGGACUGGUUUCACUGGGGCCGCUUCUUCGCUAAGCUUUGGAAGACCUAUUACGACUACUGCUGUUUCUUCUGCAGCAUCAACUACAGCCCCUUCAGGUAUCACAGCGCUCGGUAAAACCACAGCUACAACGACUAUGGCGUCUUUGACUACUGCUACUACUACAACAACAGCAGCGCCCCCUCAAAUGGUCACCUCCAUAACAUUCGCGCAACUGGAGGAAAACAUCAACAAGUGGACGUUGGAACUAGAAGAGCAAGAGAAAACUUUCAUCAAUCAGGCCACACAGAUCAAUGCGUGGGAUCGACUACUCAUCGCUAAUGGAGAGAAGAUUGUAGAACUAAACGACGCCGUCCAAUCAGUUAAGAACGAGCAACAGAGCUUGGAACACGAGUUAGAGUUCGUUCUAGCACAACAGAAGGAGCUGGAAGACUUACUGGCGCCGAUGGAAAAACAGCUGCUUGAAGAUACUGGCGAUAGACUGAGGGAUCCCGAAAGAGAGCACAUGUACACACUAGCAGAGAACCUAGACACACAAUUGAGGCAAAUGUCUGAAGAUUUGAAGGAAGUUAUAGAACAUCUAAACGAGACUAACAGGAGUCAAGACAGCAAUGAUCCGAUCGUCCAAAUCGGUCGCAUUCUCAACGCUCACAUGUCAUCUAUGCAAUGGAUAGACAACUCCAUAGCACAGAUAUCAACGAAACUAGACCAGCUCAAAGCGACACACGACACACUCCGAAGAGAUAACGAGAGAUCAUUCCAAUUAACGUACAACUGAAUAAAUGAAGAAUAUAGUCGUCUACGUCAACCGUAACGGUGAAUGUUGUGAAGUAUUAAAGUUUGUAUAGAAUUUAAUAUGGAACUGACUGUUUAUAAGUAUAGAAUUGGGUAGGUAUUUGUUUAGAAAAAAUAUUAUUGGUCCGUCAGGUAUGUUACAAAAACAGUAAGAUGUCAACUCGUGUGACGUCACUUAUCAGUACACUUACCGACAUGUGACGUAAUAGCUCCUUGUUCCAUACGUUUCACCAUCUUUGUUGCGUUUUGUUUUAGUGUAUUUUAUUAAUUUUAUAUAAAACAACUUUUUUUUUAUUCCUAUCUGACGGCCUAAUUUGUUAUUUUUAUCGAAUACCUAAUUGUUGGAAUGACCUUAAUGAAUUGUUUACUUUUUCAAUGAGAGGGUGUUAAGAAACAUGUGAAAAGUAUCAGAAUAAAAAUGUCAUAUUUUUCUAUAAUGUAGCUUGUGUUGACACAAUAAGGUUUAAAAUCAAAUCGGUUUUUGUAUUGUUAUUGAUUUCUCUAAUUAUCAUUCUGCUUAGUUUAAAUUACCUUUCAAGAGGAAGUGUAGAUAAUGAUUUCGUAUAUCUCUGAUUUGUUUUUAUAAAUUAAAAGUGCAUGUGAAUGUUUUGAAACAGAAAAUUACAAUUGUUCUUUUCUGAUUUAUUACAAAUAUAACUAUUGUGAUAAAAACUUACUUCUAAUGUGUCUAAUUGUCGUAUAUUUUGAAAUACAAGUGCUAUCAAUACAAAUUGUUAUUACUUGAAUAAAUGUUCCAAAACUGCAUCAUUGUAUAUCUUUUGUUAUAACUUAAUACCUGACAUGAACAUAUAAUAUUGUAAUUUUUUUAUCUAUAAAACUUGAGUAAAAUAAUCUUGUGAAAUACUCCUCCGAAUGCCUACAAAUGACUUGAGUUUGAAAUGUACUGUCAAGUCUCUUUAAUUUAAAUUUAAACAAAGAAGAAACAACAUUUAUUUGAGACCAAUUAUAAGGUCACUAUAUAGUAAAAGAAAUGCAUACAUCUAUAAGGUUACUUAUACCUCAGUUGGGCUUUGGUUACUGUGAUGUUAACACGGAUUCUAAAUGUAAAAAUAAAAACAAAUUCGGAUUAUAAUAUGACAGGUCAAUUAAUAUGUAAAUGUAUUAAUAUGUAAAUGUAGUGAUUCCGAUGUUUAAAUUAAUAAUAUUUUGUUAUUAUUUGUAAACUUGGAAUUUUGUGAAGUAAAGUGAUUAUUAC